Caenorhabditis briggsae is the source of this 3564-nucleotide messenger RNA. Gene Ontology annotation, cellular component: membrane raft. The annotation marks the transcript as partial. The record is from RefSeq and is a predicted model, not a curated record. The transcript has 8 exons. Lineage: Eukaryota; Metazoa; Nematoda; Chromadorea; Rhabditida; Rhabditidae. Gene Ontology annotation, biological process: innate immune response.
AUUCCAGCCAAUUUCAAUUGCACUUAUACGAUUUCUGCCCCUUACACUUCCACAAACGGAUUAUUCGCAAAUGCUCUAGUGCAAAAUGGGUUGAAAGGAGUGAAUGAUUAUAUCCUCGUGACGGAUAUGACUGGAGCACAGACUACAAUUACCAACCGCUCAAUUUCUACGAAUGACACGUUUCAAUAUUUUGUGAUCCCUGGAUCCUCUAUCAACAUUCAAGUUGUCACAAAAAGUGUUUUUAUGAGUUCACAGUUUUUGGUUACUGUAGAAUAUCAUGACGCGAAAAUUGGGCCGACUUUUCAAAUGAAAACUGGAGGAGAUAUGAAUUUUUUGGAUGUGUCUGCUUUGAGAGAUAAUUCCAGCUUGUAUAAUGCUUUUACGUAUACAGGAACCGAACCGCUCCAAUUAACAAUUGCUAUCAACGACGACAACAUUAGCCAACGCUUCUGCUAUGUCAUUGAUGGUACUCUAGAAAAUCCAUUAUCAAUUGGUCUUCUUCGAAAUGUCGGAAAUCUAGAAUCAACUUCAAAUUCGAUUACGGUAGUCACAUUUUCCAACGACGACCUUACGUUUGUGUUCAAUACAGUUGCUGAAACUAAGCCAUUUUCAAAUCUUCUUGGUGCUCGUGCUCUUCAGAAUCCAAGACGUGAUUUCUUAUCUUCGUAUGGAUUUCUAAGACCAGAUGCUCUCCAAGUGGUGAAUUUCGAUUCCGUUGGAAUUGUGAUAGAUCAGCUGAAUGUUAUGAGUAUCUCAACUCAGUCUACAAUGCUUGUUUCCAGCAAGGAUAUUGUUUUCUCGUCGGAGAAUGUGAAGAAACUCGUGGAGCGGUGUAUUCCAAAAGAGCUCAUCCCAGCCGACUGGAAAUGCGACAAAGCAGAUGCUCGCUCAAACCUCGAGUCCCUUUUGGAAUGCUCCCGUGGCCAAUUAGGAAUGUUCCAGAACGUUACUGCUCUUUUCCAAGCACUGGUCAACUUCCUUACUGCUCCUGGAUGUGCGAAUCUGCUCCAAUUCGAUGGGAUCUAUAUGACCGUACCUUUAAUUCAUAACAGUAUCAAAGGAGUUGAAUAUAUCUACAAGAAGGAUGUCCUCGAACUUAUUUCUCUUGCUGUUCCAUGUCCAUUCGAAGGCUGGCAAGCUGAACUGGUUCGAUUGGCAGUGAAGAGUCGUCUGAAGUGUUUCGAAGCCGAAUGGAGAUCUCGAUUCAAUUCAAAUUGCGAAAUGAUCAAAGUGGACCUUAAAAUCCUACACGUUUUUGCUGCAAAUCUGUUUGAGUGUGCAAACGCAUUAUUCAAGAACACCGAAUUGUGUAUGCCCAAUCUGCCGGACUUUUCCAAUGUCGAGUCUACAGAUGGAUCAUAUGAAAUGUUGAAAUCUUUCGAUGAGAAAUACCCAAUAGCGAAGAACAAACAAUUUUAUACCCAAAUGUUUUCGUGGGUUGUGACCGUCGGAAAACUAUUCAAAAAGGUCUUGGAGGAGAGUUUUAUGUCUGCUGAUGAUUCGAAGGCAACGGUUAGACUGUUCAAAAUUGGAAAGGAUUCUUUUGUUAUGGCUCAUGAGCUGCUCCAAUCAAUGAAAAACAAGAAUAUGGAUGUAUCGGAGUUCGAAGAGGAAGUUCUUCAAAUGUCGAAUUUGGCCACUUUCAAUUUCCGAGAAGUCGCUCAAAAGGUGAAGAUUGGAGACAUGAGGAACAUUGAGUUUAUUCGACUUAACUCCAAAGUAUCCACCACUGCAAUCCCAAUCCCAGCACCAGAUGGAACUUAUUGCGUCCCUGCCACCGAUGCUCUCUACGAUCUGAUCAGCGAUAUGAUUGUGGCCAAGAAAGUGUUACAGAGAAUUGAUCGAGACACAUUUGAGCACAUCCAACAAUUCUUCAAAUCUAUGGAGCACAUCUUCCCUGUCAAUGGCGGAGACUUUUUCAUCAGUUUGGACGACGUGGAAGUUAUCAAAGCAAAGUGGGAGAAGACUUAUGAAGAUCAUUUGAAGUCGUCAGCACCUGUCAAGCAUAUUCGGAAGGUCAGAAAAGGAGGAUUCACAGAAGAUGAUUUGGAUAAAGAACUGGAUUACCUGAAUCUUUACAACAGUUUCCCGGAAAUGAAGCGAGAGGUUGAAUGGGCAUACAAGAUUGUCACCAAGGAUCGGACAUCUGCUUUGAAACUUGAAGAUAUGCACUCCGCUGUCUUUCAAUGUCAAUUGACGAUUCUUUUGAUGAAACUUCCCAACCUUUUCAAAUUUCUGCAUAGCCAAAAAAUGUGCAUGAAGUGGGCGCCGUAUUUGGGAUGUGUUUUGUGCGAGACGUCGACACGGCCGACACUGAAGAAGCUUCUGAACAAGCCUUCAACAACCAAAGAAGAGAUCAAGGAACUGAUGGAAAUGACUACCGUUUCCGCGGUACCACAGCCACCAAAAGAAGAUGACGUCAUCGUUGAAGAAAAGGACCAAGACGUCUCAUCUGAUGUUCUUCCGAAGAAGAAGCGAUCCAGAAAGACAAAGAAAUCUGAAGAACCCCAUCGAAGCACAUCGGAAUCUUCUUCCUCUCCAGAAUCCGAAAUGCCAGAAUCCUCCAAGGAAUCCCAAUCUUGUCCGAAGUGCUCUAGGGCAAGCCAUUUUGCUGAUGUGGCUAAUGAGAAGCUGAGAGUAUCCAAGGUCGAGUGUAAGCAUCUGAAGAAAGAGUUGGCAAAUGCUGAGUUAGAAGUCGAAGUUCAGAAGCAGAAAGGAAUGGACAAAGAUGAGAGAAUCAGAUAUUUGGAAGAACUCUUGAAAUCUAAAAACGAUAUCAUCGAAAGACAAAAUAUGGAUCUUCUUGUAAAGCAAGACACGAUCAUGAACCUUGAGAUGGAAGUGGAAUCUAAUUACAACAUCAAUCAAGAGAAUUCAAUCAUUAUUAAAAAUCGUGGAAAAUCUCUCGCAGAGAAGGAUAAUAGAAUAAGGUACCUGGAAGCUCAACAAGCAUCGAAAGUGAGAAUCAUGGAACCAAUUAGAAGUGACGAGGAGACGGAGAAAGUCAGAGAUGUGCUCUUUAAACUUCUCGAGAUCCAAGGAACUCUUCGAAGCGGGAACCCAGUUGGAAAAUGCAGAGAACUUGCUCAACGAAUCUGUAUGAAGGCUCAUAACAAGGAAAUCGAGGAUACCACUAGAAUUGAAGCAAUUAAAUUUUGCGAGAAGGCUAAAAUCUACAUUCAAGCAGUCAACACCCAGUUGGAGAUGAUCCGUGGAAGCCGACUAGUCAACUCAGAAGAGAUUCCAGAACUGCCAGAGUUCCCAGCCCUCUCCAAAGGAUUCCUGAAGACAUACAAAGACAUCUUCAAGUCAGAAGCUCCAAAAAUCUGUCAGUCGCUGCUGAAGGCUCCAGCAGUGAAACCAGGAGAACUUGCUGACACUGAUUGCUUGAUCUGCAUCGAGGAAAUGGAAUCGGAGGAAGGAACUAUCAAAUGCGAGUGCUGUAAACGGAGAUAUCAUACCGAGUGUGCUCAAGAAUGGUUCAAGACAAAGAGAACGUGUCCUGCAUGCAGUUCAGCCCUUCUGGAUGAUUCCGAAUUUCCAACAUUGGGUCAAAGAUGGUAA